UUUCCACACGUCCAGUGUUGCAACAUUGUGCGCGCACAGCCCUUCACCACCUGGAUCCUAAAAUAAACACCUGUUUUAUUACAUAAUCAUGCUGUCGUGUUGCGCCAUUCAUUAAGAUCCUAUAUUUCUGUCAUUCAAAUAACAAGAAUUGUGGCUUAAUAGUCUUAAUUAUAACAGCCAACUUAUUGAAAAAUGUCGGGUUUAAAUCGGGCUCGGGCCCGUAAUUACAGUUAAUUGGACAGGCUGGGCCGGUCCCGGACAUAACGUGCACGGGCUCGGGCCGGGCCGGGCUGGAUUUUUUGGGCCCGAUCUAAGCUCUACACCAGAUUCAGGAACCCCAUCGGAAACUCUGACUUAAUCAUAGACAAGUGUGUAUGUUCAUGAAUGCCAAUCAAUCAUAAAUUGACAGCGCGGUCCUGCUAGUCAGCAAUUAGCAUACAUCCCCACCCAUGAAUAGCCAGUGACCACCAUAUAAGGAUGUGAUAAAUACUAUGGAUAGGUUCAUGCUGUUGACCUAUGAACAUGGAGCAAACAAAAGAGAGAGAGAGAAAAAGAAAAACUUUUCUGACGCUGAGAUUGAAGGUUUAUUAGGUGAAGUGGGGUUGAGAAAAACAUUUUAUUUUCUUCUGUUAGUAGUGGUGUGACAGGGACAGGUCAAUCAAAGGCCUGGAAGGAGGUAAUGGGUGCCAUCAACUCUGUGUCCCCUGUUGUAAGAACCAUCUAAGAAGUUAAAUGAAAAUGGUUUGAUAUGAAACUUGAUGCAAAGAAACGCUUAAGUACAAACAAAAACCCACAACAGCAACAGGAGGCUCUUCGUCUCAGCUCUCUGCUGCAGAUGAAUUGCUUGCAUCGUAGGAGAGACCUCUCUGUCAGGGGAAACAGCCACAUGCCUCCACUGGAGCAGUCAACAGCAAACUCACAAGGUACGGUGAUGUACGUGUUAUUGUCAGUGUUAAAUCACUGUACAUUUUGACAGCCAUCACUGAUAGCUUAGUGUUUGGUCAGUAACUUCAGUCUCAUCGUCUCACCACUCAAACAGAGGAUACAUUUGUAGAGUUCUCGCUCCUCAUUGAUUAAAGUGGGAACAGAAAUGUAGAAGACACGUAUUGAUUGAUUUAAAUAACACAUUCUCAUUUUUAAGAGACCUAAUGGAAGCUUAAGUCCGCUAAUUGUCAACUAAUUGAGCUAAAUGUGUUAUACUUCUAAUCUCUUGCCAUGUUUAACUUACAUGUUUUAAAGGCAUCUGUGUAUUGUGAACAUAAUAGAGCACAAUACAAAGUUGUCAGAAGAAGGUGUAGAUUUUACCUACGAAAAGAUCGGAGCUAAUAACAUUAAUGAAUGCCGAAAUGCACAUAAAUGUCCUUCUGCUAACAGUUUACACACAAAUUCGUUCUGCUCACGUUUGAUUAAUGAGACCCAGAGAGUGUAUAUUAUAAGUCUGUACAUACUGCCUACUAAAUAAAGAGUUAUGGUUGUGAAUACCAGCAUGACCAACAUGACUAUCAAUCACAACAUGACCUGUCUGAGCUACCGUUGAAUGGAAACUGUUUAUCACAAAUGUAAACCAGCAUUACCUCUUCCUCAAAAUUUAAUAUUUUCCAGUCUUGCUUAAAGGCAGAUUGGAAGUAUUAAAUAUUUAAGUGUUGAGUCACUCGCCAUCAUUUUUUCAGUAACGUAAACUGUCUGCCUUGCAGUCCACCAUUGGACAAGCUGAAGAGCUGCAAUGCAUGAUGAGGUGGUUUAGUAUCGUAAAACAUCAAUUACUAGCCCAGGCUAUUAUUUGCUUGAGUCACUGAACUCAACAGGGGUAUAUUAAGGACAAGUGUCUAUAUGGGACAGGCUUUUAAUUCCUUUUACAUAAAAUUGUUGCUCAGCAAAGAUAGGAAAUACGAUCAGAUUGUUUAUUUAAACCACUAUGAAUAUUACUUGUAUAAAAAUUAGGCUUCAAAUAACAUCAAUUAUGAAUCAUUUGAUUUAGCUCUGACAGAGUGCGUUUAAUUGGGACUAGGCUUUUAAUUGAAGUUUUACGGUAUGUCCAGUCAGCUCACGUCUCUCAUCCAUAAAUUCUUGGUACUAUAGUAUACACCCUGACAUUUCUUGCAUACAAAAAUCCUGAAGCUCUACACAACAAAACUGCCUAAAGCUGACUCGACAGAAGUAUGAAUAAUCACAGAGCAGCUGAGUAGUCAAUGCUGGCCACUUGGAGAUACUCUCAACUGCAGAGAAGAAUUACUGUUGAAACAGUUGGUCUGUUUUAAUGCAGGACUCAAUUGAUCUGUUCCUGGGGAACUAUGCUGUAGAUGAAACUGAUUGGUCCACCCCACUGCAUGACCCCAAAGACUGGAAGUUUCUGACGUUGCCUAUCGUCAUGGUGGUAGCAUUCUCCAUGUGUAUCAUCUGCCUGCUAAUGGCUGGUGACACGUGGACUGAGACUCUGGCCUAUGUGUUGUUCUGGGGAACAGCCAGCGUGGUGACGGGCGGCCUCAUCCUCUUUAAUGGACUGGACUUUGUAGAUGCUCCCAAGCUGGUCCAGAAGGAAAAGCUGGACUGAAUGUGUGUGUGUGGAAAGCAGCUAGGCCCUGGUGAGCUCACUACCUCAUCCUCUAGCUCUUCAUCACUUUACACCCAACAUCAGCAUCAGCAGGUCUGGAGCCUUUACUAACAGAGGGUGGAGUGGAGGAGGGGGGUGGUAAGUAGGGCCGGCCUCGUGUGCCACGACGGUGGAAAGACAGAGACUGGGAGUGCACAGGCCUGCUGCUGUCCACACUGCAGCUACUGACAUGUGGACAGGUCUGUCUGUCCACAGUUUUACUGGACAAUGAACCUCUGGAGUAUAUUCCUACUGUAUGUGAUUGUUCAUGAUUUCAGAAGAAUGCUGUGGGAUCCCACAUAAAUGUUUGUCCCACUUCAUUCCCCUCAUGGAUGCAUCGGGAUCAGAAUCAAAACAGCUGCUGUGAUAUCACAGUACAGCUGUACUGUUAAUUUGCCUCUUGUCUUUUCUUUUCGCCAUUGCCAUUUAUGUCUUUCCAUGUACAGUUGCUCUGUCCUGGGUUAAACACUAUCGGUUUCAGAGUCUUCAAGACCAGUAAUGGAUAUGAGACUGUCCUGUUCCAAUGGCCCCAAGGCAUCCGGCCUUCUUUUACCAAAAUUCAAAUUACCCUGCAAGUGUGUUAUUGGAAGUCCUCAGAAUACCAAAUAUCAAUUCAUAACUUGACUUAUGCAUUUGAGCGGUCUUUAUCACUUCAUAUAAAAUAUCAGGUAUACAGUCAGGUCCAUAAUUAUUUGGACAAUGAUACAUUGUUGUCAUUUUGGCUCUGUACACCACCACAAUGGGUUUUAAAUGAA
Molecule: messenger RNA, 3345 nt
Organism: Epinephelus moara (kelp grouper)
Lineage: Eukaryota; Metazoa; Chordata; Actinopteri; Perciformes; Serranidae
Product: phosphatidylinositol-3-phosphatase SAC1-B-like
Exons: 3
Coding region: 2258-2551 (97 amino acids)
Source: RefSeq, a predicted model, not a curated record